CACAUGCAUACCUACUGCAUUAGAGAACUUCCUUAUAUAUCCAUACACUUGCAGCUUCUCGUACAUGAAACUACCAGGCUGAAUUUUUCAUCAACAACCCUUAUUAUUCAUAAAUUCAACUCCUCGUGGAAAUCUACUAUAGGUAGAAAGAGAUCGCAUUCUAUGAUUGUUUAUUGACGAAUAACUACCUGGAUUUUCAAAGCAAUGAAACCUCAACUUAUACGUCAGCAACCAAGAGAACGAAACAAUGGCUUCCUGGCGCGAUGAUUAUAUAAGGGCUCUACAAGAUCGCGAUGAGCGCGAACAAACUAGCUACCAGCGCUUUGAUCCUUCCUUCAUAGACGCUUAUACUCAGCUGCUCGACAAAGUCUCUGCUCAAACUGCUGCUGCUGCUGCUCACGACACCUCAUCUACCUCCGCCAACCCCUCAUCCCUCUCUUCUUCCGCCACAUCUCAAAAAGCAAUAUCCAAAAAUGCAACCUCCUCCGAGGUCCUUCAGCUCCGUGCUUCCUUGUCCGAAGCACUCCGUUCCUCUUCGCACUUCCAAUCGCGUUUGAAGACCACCGAAACCUCACUCCAGGCUUUACGCACCAAAAGCGCUUCAGUGUCCAAACAAUUAGAAACUUUAACUCGAGAACGAAAUAUUUUAGAGAGGAAAAUUAGGGAUCGGGAUGAGGAGUUGCGAGCUAAGACCAAGGGGUUUCAUGAUGUGCAGGAUGAGAUGAUAUCUCUGAAUUUGCAGCUUAAUAUAGCAGAGCAGAAUGAGAAAAGAGCAAAAGCGGAGAAUAAAGAGUUGAUUGACAGGUGGAUGGCUCAGAAAGGCAGGGAGGCAGAUGAAAUGAAUAAGAGGUUUGGGACCUGAUGCAAGAAAUUGACGCUUGAUCCAAGCUUAUCACGCUCUGUCUUAAGACCACCGAGAAGGAUAAUAAGUG
Molecule: messenger RNA, 932 nt
Organism: Botrytis porri
Lineage: Eukaryota; Fungi; Ascomycota; Leotiomycetes; Helotiales; Sclerotiniaceae
Exons: 2
Coding region: 248-862 (204 amino acids)
Source: RefSeq, a predicted model, not a curated record